AAAAAAACAGAUGAAAGAUUUCCAUGAGUGUUGAUUGUUCCCUUUGCUCUCCUGCCAAAAACUUUUCCUCUUCCACUAUAUGUCCCUCUGUCUCUCUCUCUUUGCUUUCCUCUUUCUCUACUUUUCCUUAACCCUUAAGUCUUCUUUGUCUCUCUGUCUCUCUCUCUCUCUCUUCAUCUCCUUCCUCUUCAUAUUUUUCCAAGCGCUAGAGGUCAAGAAAAGACUCAUCAUCGGGCACUGCAAAUUCAUCCCUUCAAUGGCUGAUGCAGACACUUGCACCAAGAAACAUGGCCUGAUCUCAGAGCAAAACCCAGCAAGGACAAGUAAGUUCUUCACUCACUUCCUGUACAAAGCCCUCAUAGUCGUAGUCUUCCUUGUGAUCCUCCCACUAUUCCCUUCGCAAGCCCCUGAGUUCAUAAACCAGACCGUGCCCAACAGAAGCUGGGAGCUUCUGCACAUUGUGUUUGUGGGCAUUGCGGUUUCUUACGGCCUCUUUAGCAGGAGAUCGAACGAUGAGGCUGAGAAAGAAAAUGGUCCCUCUAAAUUUGAUAGUGCGCAGUCCUAUGUGUCUAGGUUCCUUCAUGUGUCCUCUGUUUUUGAUGACGAAGCUGAUAGCCCGUCUGGGUCUGAUGAGAACAGAGUCCAGACUUGGAGCAGUCAGUAUUUUAGGAAUGAGCCGAUGGUGGUUGUGGCUCCAGAAAGCACUUCUGUUGAUGAGCAGAUAAGUAAGAGUUCCAGAAUCGGCGAAAAGCCGUUGCUCUUGCCCGUUCGGAGCUUAAAGUCGCGGGUCUCAGACGAUUCUAGGGAUGCUGCUGAUGAGCCUAGUGGCAUGUCUAACUCGUUCAGUAGGUCUAGUUCCAAUUUUGGCUCGAAGAGGGUUUCGAAGAGCUCGAUCAAGAAGAGGAAUGGGCCACUUGUGGAUCUGGAUCUCAUCGAACCAGAGGAGAAUUUUAAGGAAAAUAACAUCGUCCUGCCGUCGCCGAUUCCAUGGCGAUCGAGAUCAGGACGUAUGGAAGUGAAGGAGGAUAUAGACAUUCCUUCGAUGGAGGAAUCCGAGACCAAUCUGCUUGAGGCUCGGUCCUUUAGGCCUCAAACAUCGCGGUCAUCUCGACCCAAUUCCGCUACUCCGUCCCCAAAGCUGUCGCCUUCGCCAUCCUUAUCUUCGCCGAGGAAAUUAUCUCCAUCUCCCUCUCCAUCCCCGGAGCCGCAAGCGAAAACUCUGGAGGAUUCUGUGAGGAGGAGGAGCUCUCACAAAUAUUCUUCUCCUCCAGUUCCUCCGCCACCCCCGCCACCACCUCCUAUGAAUUUCAAGUCAUGGUCCAUGAAACCGAACUCAAGUUCGAGUUCUCAGGUCAAUGGAAUUUCAUAUGAGAAGGACAUGAGAAGGAGCUUCUCGAGUGAGUACAAGGACACAAAUGGAAGCAACAGGGAAAUUCCAAUGAGGAAAGCCAAUCCGGGGUCCGAAGUGAAUUCAAGAGGGCUUGAUGAUGUUUUGUCGGUGGGAAACUUGAAGAGGACAAUAAGAGCCAGCGAAACGGUCUCAGGUACCUGGAAAGGAAGAGACACUGGGGACUAUUACCAGAACGAAGCAGCAGAAAUGGAAUUCGAAGAUGAUUUGGUGGACCCACCGAGAAGAAAGACCGUGGGAUUCAAUGAAACUUCGUUCGUGACUGAGAAAUGGACCCCCGAGAGCACACCACAGAAGCGGUAUUUCUCGGAAUUUCCAAAGGAAGGAAGGCCGGAAUUUCUUGAGAAGAUGAUUGUGGAAUCAGAUGAAGAUUCGGAGAGCGAGGAAGGUGCCUUCCAAGGAGCUUCGCACAAUGAUGAAGUUGAAGCUGAUUCGAGCGGCGUCAGCGAUGGAGGACCAGAUGUGGACAAGAAAGCCGAUGAGUUCAUAGCUAAAUUUAGGGAGCAGAUCAGGCUUCAGAGGAUUGAGUCGAUCAAGAAAUCGAGCGCGGCGAUCAGUAAGAACUCUUCUAGGUAGAUAUUAACUUGAGGACCCGUCCACUUGUCGAGGGGUAUAAUGCAAAGUAUUUCAAUAUCGUUCUCGGAUUUUCUUUCCUUUCUCUCUUUCCAACCUCAGUUUUAUGUUUGAAUUUGCUUAUAUGCUCUACUUCAAAGGCAUGACAGUGAUUUGAACUUAGUGUCCAGUGUAGAGAAAAGGAUGGUCAUGGAAUGGAAUUAUUUCCUUGUCACUGCCGGUUGCGUUA
Molecule: messenger RNA, 2210 nt
Organism: Syzygium oleosum
Lineage: Eukaryota; Viridiplantae; Streptophyta; Magnoliopsida; Myrtales; Myrtaceae
Exons: 1
Coding region: 80-1984 (634 amino acids)
Source: RefSeq, a predicted model, not a curated record